AUGGAUCCAGCGUCGUACGUUGAUCCGAACCUGACGCAGCCGGACCUGCUGGUGCUCAAGUGCCUGCUGCGAGACGUCGAGGGCCAGCCGGACAAGACGCAGACAAGCAACGGACACGCCAAUGGAUCGAGUGACGGCCGGACGGGAAGAAGAAGCAACGCUCAACUCCAAGCAUCGCCUAGAAACCACCACGAAGACGAGGCAAAAGCAGACGCAGAAGACGAGAGAAAGACCAUCGAGCAUCUGAGGAACCUGAACGACCCGAGCCACGAUGACUUCGAUCCCACCGUGUUCGUCUCGUGGGACACGCGGAAGCUGCCCUUCCCGGCCGUGGUGCAGCAGUGGCUGAUCAGGCCGUACAUCGCCAGGGCACGGCAGCUGGUGCGAGUCGAGACAGACGUGGCGAUGCUCACACACCUGCUGCUGUACUUCAGCACCUCCGUGCCCAGCGCAGUGCUGCUCUUCUACCGCUUCAGCUGGCUGCAUGGAGUGAUACAUAUCUUGGUGCAGGCGUGGUACAUGGGCACCUACACGCUCAUGAUGCACCAGCACAUCCACAUGGGCGGCAUCUUGGACCGGAAGUACUGGCUGUUCGAUAUGGUGUUCCCCUAUAUCACUAACCCGCUGAUGGGCCAUACGUGGAACUCAUACUACUACCAUCACGUCAAGCACCAUCAUGUCGAAGGGAACGGGCCCGAGGAUCUGUCUUCGACGAUACGCUACCAGCGAGACGAGCUGGCUGAUUUCCUGGCGUAUAAGGGCAAGUAUGUGAUGGCGGCCAAGGCUGCGGGGUGGGAGCUGAGCACGUACUUGAUGCUGGGUGUGCUGUUUGUGCAUGUGGAUGCGCGGGCGACGGUGUUUGUGUUUCUGCUGCCGUUGAUGCUGAUGCGGAUUGCCAUGAUGGUGGGCAAUUGGGGACAGCAUGCGUUGGUGGACGAGAUCGAUCCUACGUCUGACUUUCGCUCCAGCAUCACCCUGAUUGACGUCCCGAGUAACCGGUUCUGCUUUAAUGAUGGAUACCAUACAUCGCACCACCUGAACCCGCGACGACACUGGCGAGAGCAUCCCGUGGCCUUCCUGAGCCAGCGGCAGCGGUACUCGCAGGAACAGGCGCUGGUGUUCCGCAACAUCGACUACAUCAUGAUGACGGUGAAGCUGCUGCAGAAGGACUACGACUACCUAGCCCGAUGCAUGGUCCCCAUCGGGGAGAAGCAGAUCAGCAUGACGAUGAAAGAGCGAGCGGCAAUGCUGCGGACCAAGACCAGGCGGUUCAGCGAGGAGGAGAUUGCUCGUUUGUUCAAGUAG
This is a messenger RNA of Nannizzia gypsea CBS 118893, 1305 nucleotides long. Its product is annotated as fatty acid desaturase. The coding region runs from base 1 to 1305 and encodes 434 amino acids. The transcript has 4 exons. Gene Ontology annotation, biological process: lipid metabolic process. NCBI's taxonomy places the organism in Eukaryota, Fungi, Ascomycota, Eurotiomycetes, Onygenales, Arthrodermataceae. The record is from RefSeq and is a predicted model, not a curated record.